Molecule: messenger RNA, 4147 nt
Organism: Choloepus didactylus (southern two-toed sloth)
Lineage: Eukaryota; Metazoa; Chordata; Mammalia; Pilosa; Megalonychidae
Gene: LLGL1
Product: LLGL scribble cell polarity complex component 1
Exons: 22
Coding region: 73-3258 (1061 amino acids)
Biological process (GO): regulation of establishment or maintenance of cell polarity; regulation of Notch signaling pathway; establishment of spindle orientation
Cellular component (GO): cytoplasm; plasma membrane; cortical actin cytoskeleton
Molecular function (GO): myosin II binding; GTPase activator activity
Source: RefSeq, a predicted model, not a curated record
CAGGAGCGCGGGGGCCGCGCGGCGCAUCCUGCGGGCGGCGGCGGGGCGGGCGCGGGCCGCGGCGGGCGCAAGAUGAUGAAGUUUCGGUUCCGGCGGCAGGGCGCCGACCCGCAGCGCGAGAAGCUCAAGCAGGAGCUCUUCGCCUUCAACAAGACCGUGGAGCAUGGCUUCCCCAACCAGCCCAGCGCCCUGGCCUUCGACCCCGAGCUCCGCGUCAUGGCCAUCGGCACCCGCAACGGGGCCGUCAAGAUCUACGGCGCGCCCGGCGUGGAGUUCACGGGCCUGCACCGCGACUCUGCCACCGUCACCCAGAUGCACUUCCUACCUGGCCAGGGCCGCCUCCUGACCCUGCUGGACGACAGCAGCCUGCACCUCUGGACGAUUGUCCAUCACAACGGCUGCGCCCACCUGGAGGAGGCACUCAGCUUCCGGCCGCCUGGCCGGCCCGGCCUCGACGGCACCAGUGGUCCCCUCGGCCCCUCGCGCGUCACGGUGGUCCUGCUGCUGGCUGCCAGCGACCAGGCGGCCCUGGGCACUGAGGCUGGCAGUGUCUUCUUCCUGGACGUCACCACGCUGACGCUACUCGACGGGCAGACCCUCGGCCCGGACGAGGUCCUGAGGAGCGUGCCGGACGACUACCGGUGUGGGAAGGCGCUGGGCCCCGUGGAGUCGCUCCAGGGCUACCUGCGGGACCCUGCGAAGAUGCUCGUUGGCUAUAGCCGCGGCCUGCUGGCCAUCUGGGACCACAGUGCACGGCAUGUGGACCAGGUCUUUCUGGGCAACCAGCAGCUGGAGAGCCUGUGCUGGGAGCGCAGUGGCCGCACCGUCGUCAGCUCCCACAGCGACGGCAGCUACGCCGUGUGGUCUGCGGACGCCGGCGGCCCCUCGGUGCCGCAGCCCACGGCAGCCACUACACCCUACGGUCCCUUCCCCUGCAAAGCCAUCAACAAGAUCCUGUGGCGAAGCUGCGAAUCCGGCGGCCACUUCGUCAUCUUCAGCGGCGGCAUGCCCCGCGCCAGCUACGGCGACCGCCACUGCGUGAGCGUGCUGCGGGCCGAGACGCUGGUGACGCUGGACUUCACCUCCCGCGUCAUCGACUUCUUCACGGUGCACAGCGCCCGGCCCGUGGACGAGUUCGACGACCCCCAGGCCCUGGCCGUGCUGCUGGAGGAGGAGCUGGUGGUGCUGGACCUGCAGACGCCCGGGUGGCCGCCUGUGCCCGCCCCGUACCUCGCUCCCCUGCACUCGUCGGCCAUCACCUGCUCGGCCCACGUCGCCCACGUCCCCGCCAAGCUGUGGGCCCGCCUCGUGAGCGCCGGCGAGCAACAGAGCCCCCAGCCCGCCUGCAGCGCCGCGGGCUGGCCCAUCACUGGGGGUCGGAACCUGGCCCAGGAGCCGUCACAGCGGGGACUGCUGCUGACCGGCCACGAGGACGGCACCGUGCGCUUCUGGGACGCCUCAGGCGUGGCGCUGCGGCCUCUCUACCGACUGAGCACGGCCGGCCUCUUCCAGACGGACUGCGAGCAUGCCGACAGCGGGGCCCAGGCCACGGAGGAUGACUGGCCGCCCUUCCGCAAGGUGGGCUGCUUCGACCCCUACAGUGACGACCCGCGGCUGGGCGUGCAGAAGGUUGUGCUCUGCAAGUUCACUGCCCAGAUGGUGGUGGCUGGCACUGCGGGCCAGGUGCUGGUGCUGGAGCUCAGUGACGUGCCCACCACGUUGGCGGUCAGUGUGGCCAGCGUGGACCUGCUCCAGGACCGCGAGGGCUUCACCUGGAAGGGCCACGACCGCCUGAGCCCGCGCCUGGGCCCGCUGCCCUGGCCAGCCGGCUUCCAGCCCCGCGUGCUGGUGCAGUGCCUGCCACCGGCCGCCGUCACCGCCGUCACGCUGCACGCAGAGUGGGGCCUCGUGGCCUUCGGCACCAGCCACGGCUUCGGCCUCUAUGACUAUCAGCGCAAGAGCCCCGUGCUGGCCAGGUGCACCCUCCACCCCAAUGACUCCCUGGCCAUGGAGGGGCCACUCUCCCGGGUGAAGUCGCUCAAGAAGUCACUGCGGCAGUCGUUCCGGCGCAUCCGCAAGAGCCGCGUCUCGGGCAAGAAGCGGGCAGUCAGCGCCAGCAUCAAGCUGCAGGAGGCCAAUGCCCAGCUGGCGGAGCAGGCCGGCCCCGACGUGGAGAUGACGCCCGUGCAGCGCCGCAUCGAGCCCCGCUCGGCCGACGACUCGCUCUCGGGCGUCGUGCGCUGCCUCUACUUCGCCGACACUUUCCUCCGAGACGCUGCCCAUCACGGGCCCACCAUGUGGGCGGGCACCAACUCGGGCUCCGUGUUCGCCUAUGCACUGGAGGUGCCGGCAGCGGGCGAGAAGCGGCCGGAGCGGGCGGUGGAGGCCGUGCUGGGCAAGGAGGUCCAGCUGAUGCACCGGGCGCCCGUGGUGGCCAUCGCCGUGCUGGACGGGCGCGGCCGCCCACUGCCCGAGCCCUACGAGGCCUCCCGGGACCUGGCGCAGGCGCCUGACAUGCAGGGCGGCCACGCCGUGCUCAUCGCCUCCGAGGAGCAGUUCAAGGUGUUCACACUGCCCAAGGUGAGUGCCAAGACCAAGUUCAAGCUGACGGCCCAUGAGGGCUGCCGCGUGCGCAAGGUGGCGCUGGCCACGUUUGCCAGCGUGGCAUGCGAGGACUACGCCGAGACCUGCCUGGCCUGCCUCACCAACCUGGGCGAUGUGCACGUCUUCUCAGUGCCCGGGCUGCGGCCCCAGGUGCACUACGCCUGCAUCCGCAAGGAGGACAUCAGCGGCAUCGCCUCCUGUGUCUUCACGCGCCACGGCCAGGGCUUCUAUCUCAUCUCCCCGUCGGAGUUCGAGCGCUUCUCCCUCAGUGCUCAGAACAUCACAGAGCCGCUGUGCUCCCUGGACAUUCGCUGGCCCCACGAGGCCCCCCGAGCCAGCCACAGGCUCCAGGAGUCGCCCAAGCUCAGCCAGGCCAACGGGACCCCACGCCUCACCCUGGCCCCCCAAAGCUGUGAUGGCAGCCCAAGUCCGGCCCGCAGCCGGGGAGCAGGGGACCCAGUGAAGCCGCCAGAGGUCGCGCUCUCACCCACAUCCAUGGGCUCGGCCACCAGCGCCGACACUACCCUGGACACAACGGGGGAUGUCACAGUGGAGGAUGUGAAGGACUUCCUGGGCUCUUCCGAGGAAGCUGGGACGAAUCUGAGGAACGUGGCAGAAGACGAGGCCCGCACCUGCACCAUCCUGAUCAAAUGAGGAGCUGCAGUUGGGGGCUCGAGGGGCCCUGGUCCAGCUGGUCAGCUCUGCCCCAGCGUGCCCUCCCCACCCUCGGCACCUCCUGUAGGCCCUGCCCCCCAACCCCCACGCUCCUGCACCUGCAGCCCGGCUGCCUGCAGGGCGGCCCAGCAGGAGGCUCCCCCAGACGGCUCCAUGGGGCCCCGUGUGAGACAGGGCUCCCCGCCACCCCUGGGCGUCCCACGUGAGGUCAGGCCAUGGGAAGGUGAAGUGGCUUGGGUCCAGCCCGUCACGCAGAUGAGGUCACCACGGUGAGCUGACCUGGCUCCGCCACACCCCAGCUGGCUGCCUGGGGCUCUGUCCCCCAACUGAGACCAGGGGACACCCCAGCCCCAUUUCCCAGGCCCUGGCGUUGGGAGGGCAGGCCGUGCCGACCCGUCUCCUCUCCCCCCCAGGGAGGCUGCUGGCCCUAACGCAGACCCUCUCCUGCCACUGCACGGGCUCCCGCUGGGCCCCACCGUGCCAGCCCUGCCUCCUCCGGGCAGUUGGGGCCCUGGGGCCAGGUGUGGGGGCAGAGGACGGGCAGCUUGGCUGCCCGCACUGCCCCCACUCCACACACCACCUUCCCCAGUCCCUUUGUAAAGAGUAGAGUAUUUUUCUAACACAGGCUGGGCAUCAGUUUCUACGACUAUUUUAGUACUUGCUCCUGGCCUAGUCCCCAUCCUGGGGGAGCACACACGCGUGCAAACACACACACGUGAUUGGGCGCUCCAUGGGGGCAGUCUGGAUGGAUUUCCUUGUAGCUUGUACCUUGGGAUUUUUUUCCUGCCAUUUUGUUAAAAUUAGCACUGUUUUAAUAUUAAAAGUACUGCUUUUUAAUACUGAAAAUAAAGGCAUUUACUAUCUCUUA